AUGCAUCAUCGACGGUGGGCCAGCGCUGGCGCUGCUAGCAUUUCAAGCACCGGACAGCAUAAUCUAUCUCACAUCGAACCGCACACCUACGGCACAAGUUGGAAUUCGGUGCGCUGGAACAAACCACUGGAAAGUAGCAGCAAUGGCGCAGGCGGUGGUGGUAUUAGGAAUGAACAUCCGAGUCGUUUCUUGUCUAUCGUGCAGCCAACUUCCAACGAUUAUGGCUUCAAUCCGUCAUAUUCCAGAUCAACCGCCAGACGCUUUGGCUCUCAGCCCGCCACUAGAAACAACAUCGAAAUGAAGUAA
Gongylonema pulchrum is the source of this 306-nucleotide messenger RNA. The record is from the annotation of a GenBank genome assembly. Lineage: Eukaryota; Metazoa; Nematoda; Chromadorea; Rhabditida; Gongylonematidae.